Mesitornis unicolor (brown roatelo) is the source of this 558-nucleotide messenger RNA. It is a transcript of the gene ANAPC10, whose product is annotated as anaphase promoting complex subunit 10. Gene Ontology annotation, biological process: protein K11-linked ubiquitination; anaphase-promoting complex-dependent catabolic process. NCBI's taxonomy places the organism in Eukaryota, Metazoa, Chordata, Aves, Mesitornithiformes, Mesitornithidae. The transcript is spliced from 4 exons. Gene Ontology annotation, cellular component: anaphase-promoting complex. Bases 1 to 558 code for a protein of 185 amino acids. The record is from RefSeq and is a predicted model, not a curated record.
AUGACUACCCCAAACAAGACACCACCUGGUGCUGAUCCAAAGCAGUUAGAAAGGACUGGUACUGUUAGAGAAAUAGGCUCACAAGCAGUUUGGUCUCUUUCAUCCUGUAAGCCAGGAUUUGGAGUGGAUCAGUUACGAGAUGAUAAUCUAGAAACUUACUGGCAGUCAGAUGGAUCACAGCCUCAUUUGGUGAACAUCCAAUUUAGAAGAAAAACAACAGUGAAGACGUUAUGCAUUUAUGCGGACUACAAAUCUGAUGAAAGUUACACUCCAAGCAAAAUCUCUGUCAGAGUAGGAAAUAAUUUUCAUAAUCUCCAGGAAAUCCGGCAACUUGAAUUAGUGGAACCAAGUGGCUGGAUUCAUGUUCCUUUAACAGAUACUCAUAAGAAGCCUAUUCGCACGUUUAUGAUUCAGAUUGCUGUUCUUGCUAAUCACCAAAAUGGAAGAGACACUCACAUGAGACAAAUCAAAGUGUACACCCCAGUGGAAGAGAGCUCUAUUGGUAAAUUUCCAAGAUGUACAACAAUUGAUUUCAUGAUGUAUCGCUCCAUAAGAUGA